CGAAGUGAAGAAUUUUUUUUCUCGCUUAAAAUCGUAAAAUGGUGUUGCUCGCGAGCGUGCAAUUAAUUUUUAAAUAAUUAAAUUUGAUAUAAAAAAUGUUAUUUUAAAGCGCAAUUGUUAAGCAAAACCAUCCCCGAUUGUAUAUUGUUGAAAUUUUAGUGAAAAAAUGAUGAAAUUCGUGUGAAAAGUGUCGUUUUAAUUUAUUUAUAUUUUGUUGGCCAAACUAUAUGUAGUCACUCCGGUGCUUUCGAGUUGAGAUUCGGAUUGGGUACGGGUACGGGUAGAGUUGAAUUUGCAUUACAACAAUGGCGUCUCCGUUUUCAUCGUCUUCGCCAACGACAUCGACAUCGCCAUCGCCACCAAAACAACAAGAACAAAUUGCAACAUCCGAAAAAAGUGGUUUAGAAUUAAAUGUGAAUAAUUCGCAAUUAAAAUUGGAAGUGAAAAUGAAAGAAUCUCCCGCAGUAGAAGUGCAAAACGUUAGCAAAGUAGUUGCAAUAAAAAUAAACGGAAUCGGAGGCGGUAUCGGGAACGCUACCGUCGAGCCCUCAGAAUCAGCGUCAACCUCAACCUCAAACGUUUGUCCAGCGGCGGUAAUGGCAACGGCUCCGACGACCGCAAUCGUCGUCGGAGGAGGUGCUGAGGAAGGAAAACCAACAAACAUUUCUGGAGCCAAAAUGGCUGCUGAGGUGAAUCACGUAGGUGGCAGAGAAAAACUGUCAAAGGAGCGCGCGGCCGACCCCAACGACGACGUGAACCGCGAAAAAGAACAAGAAAUCAGAAGGAAGGUCGUCGAAGGAGAGCGCGAGGUGGUUGUUGUGGGUGCACGCCAGGAGAGAGCUGAGCUCUUCCCAGCGCCCGCUAAGGCCAAAAAGUAUUCAAGUGAGUUAGAUAAAUGCGCAGUUACGUCCUUGCCACUGCAGCAGCAGCAGCCGCCCAAGGUGCAAGCUGACAAUGGAAUUAGUUCUAAAGUAGAUGACCAAUUAAGGAGUCAUAAGAAAAAGAAGAAGGAAAAAGAUCGGUAUCGUGAUCGAGACCGAACCAGGGAGAAGGAUAGCGAUCGAGAACGUCACAGAGACGGUGGCGAUAAGGAUCGCAUCUCCAGCAAGAACAAGAGUGACACUAGCCACAGCAGCAGCAAGGAUAGGACAAAAAGUCGCAAACAUCACGAGGACAAGAAGUCCUCCCGUGACAAGAGCAAGGGCCGACAUGACGAUCGCAGUAGCAGUACUAAGCAUAAAUCUGCCUCAAAGGACCAAGAGAAGGAAAAGGAAAGAAGACGAAGUUCCGAGAGCAGUCGAAGCAAUCAUUCUUCCAAGUCUUCAAGCUCAGUUUCAAAUAAGAUACCCAAAACCCCCGAGAGACGUCGCAGCUCAAUUCAGCUCUCUCAGAUUUUGGAUAAAUCAGAAAUUUCGAUCAAACCCCCAACGAACAUUGUUGAAUGUUCAAAACCUAUAGAAAAAUCUCUUCAAAUCAAGACCAUCUCGUCUUCUUCGUUAGUAGUCCAGCCCAAUACUAUUGCGUUAAAACCAUUGGACACUGGUUCUUCAGCAGCAGUUGUAGUAGCAGCUACAACAGUAGCACUAAUUAAACAAGAACCAACGCAAUCUAUCAAAAUUGAAGACGUAAAAACUUCCAAAAUUGAUGAUUUGCCCUCUCGACCAGUAGCAGCAGUAGCAGCACCCAUCAUACCCAUCAUUGGCGUUGAGAUAAAACAGGAAACAGAAACCCCAGAAAGUCAACUUAAACCAAGUUGCGAAGAUAAGCCAGAGCCAAUGGAAGUUGACGAGAAAGUAGAAUCAAUUCCAAUUAAACACGAACCUGACAUAAAGUUGGAUCUAAAUGCAGUUAAAAUGGAGCCAGAGCUAAAGAUAGAAAUAGUUCCCUUAAAAACAAACAUUGACAAAGAAGAAGAACCUCUCACUCCGCACACUCCUUCGCCUAUUGAAACAAAAGACAAGAUCUCAUUUGAUAGUGUAGUAACUUCGUCUUUAGCAGACAGCAAUUCCUUAAGUUUAUCAAUUAAAGAAGAAUCCAUAGCCAAACCUGCAACGCCGCGAGUUCGAGUGUUGUUGGAAGAUAUGGCACUUAAUUCGCCAAUAUCGGGACCAAUGCCAGAAAUUGACAAACCCCCCACACAAUACGAUCUUGUAAUUAUACCCAAAACACCGACCACGAAGCUACUGUCUAAGACCGUUGAUGAAGAAGACUCUCUAAUUCCAAAAACAACUUCCUUAUCUGUGAUUGAAAAUAAUGAAAAUGCAACAUUUUCGCCUUCUUCAGAAAAAAGAGCAGAAGCAAAACGAACUCCUGACUUAGGAGGAAGCAUCCAACCAGUGGCGAUAGUGGCUUCUGAAGUUAAGUUAACUUUGACGACGGAGAACAACAAACAAAACAAACCGGAAACGCCUUCCUCGGUGCACUUGAAACCAGUGACGACGCCAAUUUCAGCAGCAGAAGCAACAACACCCAAGUCCAAGAAACCUGAAAAAACACUCACCGAAGUGACGCGGGUGCUGAACUUCAAUGUUGCCAACGUAAUUAACUGCGGCAAUAAGACUCCUCUGAAAGCCGAGCUUGGCACACUCCCGAGCCCACAAUCCGUCAGUUGUAAUUCCAAGAAACAACCUAUAGUUACCACGAAGGCUGUCCUCCAGCCGGUUCCAGUGCCUGUCAAUCACAACAACAAUCACAUGAUGAAAAUGCCUGAGACAACUAAGCCUCUUCAGCAGCAGCAGCACCAUCAUCACAACCAGCAGCAGCCAGGUAAAGCUCCGCACCACGCAGGUGCAGGUGCAAGUGCAUCAGCCCUUUCUGAAACCGAUACGCCAAAGGUUAACCACGAAUCGAAAACAAAUCAUUCCUUAUCAAGCUCUUCGCAGGGCAGCAAUUCGUAUUCUCGCAAGAAUAGUGCCGCCAGCAAUAGCAGCAGCGGCAGUAGUCAUUAUAAGUCAGGGAAGCAUUCGUCGUCGUCGACGAGCAGCAGCAGAGAGUGCUCCAAGUGCUAUAAACGCUCCAAGAUCCGACGAACGAGUGUGGGAACUCAGUGCAUGCAGAGUGCCCCAUUGGCCACGAAUUUGGGCCGAAUUCCGUUUAAUUAUAGCGACGUAAAUUGUACUCGAAAGGGAUUGGAAGACCUGAAGUAUGGUCGAUUCUUCCGCAUUGAGCUGCACCCUAACGGAGGGGCUUCAGUUGUGCAUAUGUACCAGAGUGAUAUCGAUUCGCUGACACCAGAGGAGACGGACGAGUUGGUGGAAGAGUUUUUCAGGGUUUGUUUUGCGGAGGACGACGAUGGCUAUGCUCAUCAUGUGAUGGGUAUAGUUCACGACUCGGCGGCCUACUUGCCAGACUUGCUCGAGCAUAUGGCUGAUAAUUACUCAACUCUGACGGUUAAAGCCGGGGUUCUGGGUCGGAAUUCGGACAUUGAAACGUGUACCAUGAGUCAGUAUAAUGAACAGGUCACGAAGAAUUAUUCCCAGGGAACAUUUCGUUAUGGUCCAUUGCAUCAGAUAAGUUUAGUUGGAAAAGUUCACGAAGAGGUGGGCGGAUAUUUCCCCGAUCUUCUUGGACGAAUUGAAGAGAAUCCAUUUUUAAAAAAGACAAUGCCUUGGGGUGCAAACUCAAUUUUACAGUCCGAUCCGAGAUUAUCAAAUGACGGACCUAUUUUGUGGAUUCGUGCAGGAGAACAAUUGGUUCCGACAGCUGAACUUAGUAGCAAGACGCCGUUGAAGAGACAGAGAACACGAAUAAACGAGUUGAGAAACCUCCAAUACUUGCCCAGACUAUCUGAAGCAAGAGAAACAAUGAUAGAGGACCGAACUAAGGCUCACGCUGAUCAUGUUGGCCAUGGUCAUGAACGAAUAACCACUGCCGCAGUUGGUAUUUUAAAAGCAGUUCAUUGUGGUCAACCGUAUACACAAAAUCGUGUAACCAAGGAUGUUGUCGCCUUCGCUGCUCAAGACUUCAAUUACUUAGUUGAGAUGUUACAAUUGGAUCUGCACGAACCACCCAUAUCCCAGUGUGUGCAGUGGAUUGAGGACGCAAAACUCAAUCAACUACGAAGGGAGGGCAUUCGCUAUUCCCGAAUACAGCUUUGUGAUAACGAUAUUUAUUUUCUACCCCGGAAUAUAAUCCAUCAAUUCCGUACCGUGACCGCAGUAACCAGUAUAGCUUGGCAUCUUCGAUUGAGACAAUAUUACCCAGGUCAAGAGGUAAUCAACGAGAAGAACAACCCCAUUCUAGCUGAACCGCCUCACUAUAAAGAAAAACAAACAAUACUCCCGCAUCCGAUUUCGUUGUUAGAAGAGAAAAAGUCGACGCCAUGCAAGCGAACUCACGACGGAAAGGUGAAAAAGUCGGACAAAAAGCUCACGGACAUUGAUAAGAGACGGUCCAGCGAGAGUGGAGCCGAAGAGAGCAUCACAAAAGAAUGCAGUGGUGCUGGAAGUGAGUCCCCGGGAGGCAGUUCGGCGGCAAAGAAAAAGAUUUCCAAAGAAGAGGCUAAGAUUGAUAUGAGAAAACUCGUCCUCGAUCCGCAUAAAGUCCACAAAAAUUCUAAAUCAUCUACCAGCAAUGCCAACUCUCCAGUUAAACAACACAAGAGUUCAGUUCCAGUUCAAGGGCCAGCAGCAGCGACAGCGAUAGCGGCAUCAUCAUCUACUGCCAGUUCUUCAGGAUCAGUGUCAGUGGCACUACCGCCGCCUCCAGUGCCGCCCACAGAGCAGCAGCGACCUAAGAAAUCAAGUAGCAGCAGCAGUAAUCCUGUUAGUAGUGAUAACAAGAAUAGUGUCAGGACCAACAGCAGCAAGAGCAAAGGCAGCAAAUCCUCAUCGGGGUCAGGAAGUUCUAAGAGCAGCAGCAGUAGAAGUAGUAGUAUACACCACAGGCGAGAUAGUGACCGCGAUCGUGAUCGUGACCGUGAUCGAGAUCGCGAUCGAAAAGAUUCAGCCUCGGCGGCUGCGGUGACAAUUGUUGCAAAAGUGCCGACGCCGGCGGAAAAACCUCAGCAGCAUAGCGUCGGUAUUAAGAAACCCUCAGCGACAAUAGCCCCCAAUUUCCAUGUCAAAACCGUCAACGUCGAUACGAAGCGGACUCCUCCGAAGAUUCCAGAACCGCCACCACUUCCCACACCGUCGGCAUUUGCGGAUAAGGAUGCCUACCUCAAUAGCUUAAAUCAAAAACAGCCCGAAAUUAAAAUCCAAGUACAAAUAAUUUCCGAUGAAAAGAUCCAUCCACCAACAGUCCCGGCGGCAGCGGUGGUGAAUAGCAGUAGUAUCGUAGGCGUGGGCAGCAAUGAAUGCACCAAAAACACACGUGAUUUGAUGCAAGUAACCAGUGGCGAUGUCAAUUUGAGUAAUUUAUGUGUCGGCAUCGAACCUCCACUUAUUGUCAGCCAUGAGGAAGAAGUGGUCGUCUCAGAGGAGGUGAUCAUCGAUACAAUAGCUCAUCCACCUUUGCCUCCACUUCCACCACCACCCAAGGCGUCGCCACCUCCUCUGCCUCCUGCACUUGCCCCACCACUCGCACCUCCUCCUCCACCCCCUCUACCUUCGAUGCCAGCAAAUAGUUCCUCUGCCACCCCAGCAGCAGAUAAUCGGACAACCAAAAUCUCCUCAAACCGAACCAAGUCGCACUUAUUGUCCUCGGCAGCGGCAAAUGUGUCAAUUAGUAAGACCAGUAACAGUGGCAGUGGGAGUGGCAGUAGCAGUGGAGCAUCGGCGAAGCAGCCAGACCUUUUAAGCUCGAUCAUGGCAAGUAUGGACAGUACAACGACGAGUGCGCGAAAUAACAUCACAUCAUCGUCAUCCUUCUAGUUUCGUUUCAAACUCCAACACCCGAACAACGAUUCCCGUCCCCCCCUCCCAUAUUGGAAAUAUAUGCAUAAUUAUUUUAAUUUAUUUCUUCACCUAUUUCCUCCUGUUAUAACCCUCCCAGAUCCCCUUCCCCUCUAGAAAAACAAAAUAAUAAAAAAAAACUUAGCCAUGUGUACAGUCGUGUGGCACCUAUCGAGAAAAAAUCACUAUCAAUUAAUCAAAAUCAUAAGUUAUUAAAUAUUAAUUAAAACAAAAAGAAAAACGUGUAAAUAAAAGUUACAAAUAAACACAUAAACACACAUAUAUAUAUUUAUAUGUAGCUACUUAAUAUUGUUAAGCGAAAAAAAAAUAUUAUAAAGAGAAAAAUAAAGAAAAACAAAACUUA
Molecule: messenger RNA, 6198 nt
Organism: Eupeodes corollae
Lineage: Eukaryota; Metazoa; Arthropoda; Insecta; Diptera; Syrphidae
Exons: 8
Coding region: 306-5813 (1835 amino acids)
Cellular component (GO): nucleus
Source: RefSeq, a predicted model, not a curated record